Molecule: messenger RNA, 3021 nt
Organism: Gopherus flavomarginatus (Mexican gopher tortoise)
Lineage: Eukaryota; Metazoa; Chordata; Testudines; Testudinidae
Gene: FUCA2
Product: alpha-L-fucosidase 2
Exons: 7
Coding region: 163-1950 (595 amino acids)
Biological process (GO): glycoside catabolic process; fucose metabolic process
Cellular component (GO): lysosome
Molecular function (GO): alpha-L-fucosidase activity
Source: RefSeq, a predicted model, not a curated record
AAUUGCGUCCAGCAGCCUACGUGGGUGUAAUAACACGGAGCAGGAAGCAGCCCUGCCUGCCGCGGGCUGUCAUCUGACUGCUCCCAAGUGAGACAUUCAACCGCCCCCAGCCAACGACUGCUGCUCUCUCAAAUCGCAGGCUGCUUCUUCCCGUUGGUAGCUAUGCUGCUGCUGCUGCUCCUCUUUCUGCUCCUUUCCCCGCAGGGAUGCAGUGCGCGCUAUGAUCCUACCUGGGAGUCUCUGGAUUCCAGACCACUUCCGACCUGGUUUGAUGAAGUCAAGUUCGGCAUCUUCAUCCACUGGGGCGUGUUCUCCGUGCCCAGCUUCGGCAGUGAGUGGUUCUGGUGGUACUGGCAGAAGGAAAAGAGACAGCCCUAUGUAAAAUUUAUGGAGACAAAUUACCCUCCUGGCUUCAGUUAUGAAGAUUUUGGCCCUUUGUUUACAGCUGAGUUUUUUGAUGCCAACCAGUGGGCAGAUAUUCUGAAGGCUUCUGGUGCAAAAUAUGUUGUCUUGACUUCAAAACACCAUGAAGGUUUUACUUUGUGGGGGUCAAAAUACUCUUGGAACUGGAAUGCUGUCAGUGUAGGACCAAAACGGGACAUUGUGGCUGAACUAGCAACAUCUAUUAGAAACAGGACUGAUUUGCACUUUGGGCUGUAUCACUCUCUCUUUGAAUGGUUCAAUCCUCUCUUCCUUUAUGAUGCCUCCAAUGUAUUCAAGACAAGACAGUUUCCAACUGCCAAAUCAUUGCCUGAGCUCUAUGAGAUUGUGACGAAAUACCAACCAGAGAUCCUCUGGUCUGAUGGGAAUGGUAACGCACCAGAUACUUACUGGAACAGCACUGGGUUUUUAGCUUGGCUGUAUAACGACAGCCCAGUUCGGGAUACAGUUGUAACAAAUGAUCGUUGGGGAGUUGGCAGCAUUUGUAAACAUGGUGGAUACUACACCUGCAGCGACCGCUAUAAUCCAGGACACCUUUUGCCUCAUAAGUGGGAGAACUGUAUGACCAUAGACAAAUGGUCCUGGGGUUAUAGGAGGAAUGCGCAGCUAAGUGAUUACCUCACGAUUGAAGAACUGAUAAAGCAACUUGUAGAAACAGUAUCAUGUGGGGGAAAUCUCCUGAUGAACAUUGGGCCCACCCAUGAUGGUCGCAUUGAUGUUAUAUUCCAAGAACGCCUAAGGCAGAUGGGUGACUGGCUGAGAGUCAAUGGAGAAGCCAUUUAUGGAACUAAACCAUGGAGAACUCAGAAUGACACUGUCACACCAGGAGUGUGGUACACGUUCAAACCUAAAGAAGAGACAGUCUUUGCCAUUUUCCUUAAAUGGCCAAUCUCAGGGACUCUGGUACUUGGUGACCCAAAAACUAUCAUUGGAGAGACACAAUCUUUGGGAAUGGAGCCCGAACUGCUGAGGAGUAUGCUAACGAGUCUUGCCAGCACAUCAUGUUUGGCAGUUGAGUUAUUCCUUAGGCUCCAAAGUGCCAGUCAGAGCUCCAACGAGGAUAUCUACUCAAGUAAUGCAUAUGACAUGAGUUUGCUUGUGGCAUUCACGGACAUGCUCACCACUGUGGAACACCACUUUUGGGCUCGGGAAACAAGCACUGAGUGGUGGGAUCACAUCGUCAUGCAAGUCUGGGAUGACGAGCAGUGGCUGCAGAACUUUCGGAUGAGAAAAGCCACUUUCAUGGGACUGUGUGAGGCGCUCACCCCCACCCUGAGGCACAAGGACACGAGAUUGAGAGCUGCCCUGACGGUGGAGAAGCGGGUGGCUAUUGCAGUCUGGAAGCUGGCAACUCCAGACAGCUACCGAUCGGUCGCUAAACAGUUUGGAGUGGAAAAGUCAACUGUUGGAAAUGUGUUGAUGCAAGUUUGCAGCGACAUUAAUCACAUCCUGCUCAGAAGAACCGUGACUCUAGGUAACGUGCAUGACAUUGCGGCUGGCUUUGCAUAAAUGGGUUUCCCUAACUGCAAAGGGGUGAUAGAUGGGACGCAUACUUCAAUUCUGGCACCAGCCCACCUAGGCUCUGAGUACAUUAAUCGGAAGUGCUAUUUCUCGAUGGUUCUCCAGGUGCUUGUGGAUCACUGACAUUAACGCAGGCUGGCCCAGAAAGGUGCAUGACGCAUGCAUCUUUCGGAACACUGGCCUGUUCAGGAACCUGCCAGCCAGGACUUUUUUCCCUAGACAAGAAGAUCACCAUAGAAGUCGAAAUGCCCAUUGUGAUCCUUGGAGACCCCGCUUACCCUUUAAUACUGUGGCUCAUGAAACCCUACACAGGGAGAAACGACAGCAGCAAGGAGCAGUUCAACAACAGGCUGAGCUGGUGCACACAGCCCACGGGAGCCCCAAAAUGGUGAGUAAGCACAGGGUCAAGCGUGACUGAUAGUACAGCCGUGAAACAGUCCUCUGGGUUUCUGUGCCUAAAGGGAGAGCCAAUAGCAGCAGGGGGCCCCUAUACUGAACACUGUCCCCACAUUUUCCACAGGAGUUCAUCCUGGAAGAUAUCUCGCUGCUGAGGGUGACCUGGGAAGCAAGAGAGUCUUCUACUGCAAUGCGGCUGCUGCUCUGGCCCAUAUGCAGCUUGCCUGUGUGCAGCAAUGGUCUCCCUGCCCCUCAGUUAGCCUGACUGGGACAAGGACCACAGGUGAAACCUGCGCAAGUGCAUUGCCCAAAUUCUGGCUGAGACCUUUGAAGAGAUCACUGAGGCUGAUUUACUGCAAUGUGAGAGAGCCCAUCAAUGCCCUAUUCCACAUCUAUGCAUGCAUGCAGCCCUAACCCUCCUCACCCCAAGAGCCCGCAACGAAUAACUUCCUUCCCAAAAUAAAAGCUGCUUACCAGGCACCUCCUCUGGUGUUUGUCGUUCUCCAAGCACCCGCCGGCAUGACUGGCUACCUUCCUCAUGGCUUAAGAACAGCUCCUGGCUGCAUGCAUCUAGGGAUUCUGGGGUGUCUUCUUCUGCCUCCUACCCUCGCUCCCGCUUUGCUCCUUCUCCUGCCUUGUUGCACUGGGCUCUGAAGUGUCCAU